This is a messenger RNA of Ophidiomyces ophidiicola, 1209 nucleotides long. RefSeq lists its product as uncharacterized. The transcript has a single exon. Gene Ontology annotation, biological process: alkaloid metabolic process. Lineage: Eukaryota; Fungi; Ascomycota; Eurotiomycetes; Onygenales; Onygenaceae. The record is from RefSeq and is a predicted model, not a curated record. Bases 1 to 1209 code for a protein of 402 amino acids. Gene Ontology annotation, molecular function: transferase activity, transferring alkyl or aryl (other than methyl) groups.
AUGGCCUCAGCUACUUCUACUGAUGGAAGCGUCGCUAAAGGCGACAAUGGGCUCUUUACCGAACCGUAUCGUGCGUUGAAUCGCGCAUUUCACUUCUCUGAUGAAAACCAAGCUGGAUGGUGGAGAGCAACAGGGCCUAUCUUCGCGAAAUUUCUCCAUGACGGUGGUUAUGAUGUUGGCCGACAAUUCGAGUACCUAGCUUUUAUCCGUGAGCAUCUCUACCCACACCUUGGGCCUGCUUUAGGAACAAGGCGCGUUUUCCCUAAUCCAUCCACUGGGGACCCGGAUUUCGAAUUAAGUAUGAAUUUCCAAAAAUCAAAGUCAACAGCCCGCAUAUGCUUCUUACCAGUUGUCCGGGUUCCGGUAGCUGAUGGCGAGGACGAUUAUCUGCCUUCAGCCACUCCAAUUUUAAAAACACUCAAACCCGCAUUGAACCAUUUUGGAUAUUCCACCACAUUAUAUGACGCUAUGAAACCGCACUUGGAGGCAUCUGACGAAGAAAGGGAUGUGCUUCGGGAAAAGGGCUUCAUUAAAGCGAAGCUUUUUGAGCUACAGACGACAAUGGCGUUUGAUUUUCGCCAUGAGGGGCCACUAGUAGCGAAGGUGUAUAUGUUUCCAACCUUGAAGUCUCAAGUAACGGGAACCCCCGAAUCGCAGCUGCUUCUCGGGGCAGCACGUGCCGCCGACCCGACAGGUCAGGUAUUCCCGGCCUUAUCUUUGGUUGAAGAAUAUUUUGCUACUUCCGUGGGCAAGGGCUUUGGUGAUACCUCAUGCACGGCGGCUCCCUGGAGUAUUUCGUUUGACAUGCUAGAGCCUAAACAAAGCCGCAUCAAGAUUUACGCAAUUGAACUGCAAGUUGACAUGGAUCGGCUUGAGGCACACUGGACUAUGGGCGGCCGACUGAAUGAGCCUGGGCAUUUGAAAGGCCUUGAGCAUGCGAAGGACUUGUUUCGAAGGUUGCAAAUACCUGAGGGGCGGCGACAGAUGGCGAAUGACUAUCCACAUUUCAAGGACCCGACCACUUUGAACCCAUUAGUAGUGAAUUGGGAAUUACAGCCGGGAAAUCCUAUUCCAAAGCCCAAAGUAUACUUUUCCCUUAGGGGUCUGAGCGAUACGGACAAUGCCGCUGCAAUUACCGGGUUCUUUUCAUCAUUAGGAUGGAAGGAUCACGCAGAAAACUAUACGAGAAACCUGCGAUCAUACUUGUAA